Messenger RNA from Darwinula stevensoni, 450 nucleotides. The record is from the annotation of a GenBank genome assembly. Lineage: Eukaryota; Metazoa; Arthropoda; Ostracoda; Podocopida; Darwinulidae.
AUGCAGAUGAUGCAUCCACAAAUGGGUCUGUACGGCGAGCACCUCAGUCCCGCACCGCAGCAGUUCUCAUAUUUUCCCUACGGAGCCCUGCGCCGACCCGUCCGCCCCCCGACGAGGAUAGUGAACUUGCCCCCGCCUCCACCCCCUUCCGGCCCUCCACAGCCGGCCCUCCCGCUGCCCCCAGUACGGAACCACCACGUGGCCGGAGGACACACGGCCGCUGCGGCGUUCUUCCUCAGGGCUUCUCAGAAGCUGAACAUGUCGAGGAGGAGAAGAGACGAGGAACCGGAUGGAUUCCCGACGGAUUUCAGCCACGCGAUGGCAGAUGCCCCGCCGCUUCCGCCUUCCAUCCUGCGAAACCUCGGGCGGAAGGACACGCCGCUGGGGAAGGUGAGCCUCUUUCCGAUAUGCUCGGGUGUUGGGGACGUAUACGGCCGGUUCGUGCUCUAG